Messenger RNA from Arabidopsis arenosa, 1769 nucleotides. The record is from the annotation of a GenBank genome assembly. Lineage: Eukaryota; Viridiplantae; Streptophyta; Magnoliopsida; Brassicales; Brassicaceae.
AAUUUCGCAAUUAAAUGCAAAUUUGCAGCAUCUCUUUCUCUUUCUCCGCCGGCGAAUUUCUAUUGCUUCCUUCUCCGUCAAUUUUAUCACCGGCCGUCUGUACCCUCCGUUCACAUUCAAACCGCGACUGGUGGAAUCAUUGCCCUUAGUUCCUGAGUCACCCCUCAAAGACUGAAACUUUAAAGUAUGACUUUGAUGGGAAAUGAGAGAUGAUCACUAGUUCGAUACAAAGAUGUCAUGGAUGAAAGGUAAAUCAUCUGGUUGGACUGCGUUUGAUCUCAAGCAGAGACAGAAACAAGGUCUUGAAAGCGAGGUCAAAGAUGAUGAUCCAUUCCCACCUGUCUCAACUAGUGUUAAUGCAUCCUUAAGUGUAAGAGGAAAGUUGAGAAGAGACCAUGAACCUUCUGAAAAGUCUUUUUCAUCCGUGCUCUUACCUCCUUCGAGAUUUCCCGCAUUGACAGAGAAUAAAGAUUGCGGAAACCAAGAACGAGGUGGAGGUUGUAAGAGAAAACCGGGCACUUCGAUUCUGCCAGUAAACAGUCAUGAUUCAGCCUUCAGGAAGCUGAAGGAAAUGAACAGCUGGGCGGAUGAUAACUUGAUAAGGGAUGUAUUGUUAUCCACCGAAGAUAAUUUUGAGAUGGCCUUAGAUUUUUUGAAAGGAAUGGUUUCUUCUGGUAAGGAAGCUGAGGAGCCAACUUGUAAGAUUGAGGGUUAUUCAUCCGAUAACAGAAGAUCCGAAUAUAAAACAAUUGGGAAAACUGUUACAAGUUCAGUGAAGAUGGCUGCAAGGUCCACAUUUGAGGAUGCUGGCGAGUAUAAUUUGCAGAGUGGUGGAAGCUCGUCUCUGGUGAAUGCAUCUGACAGUGAAAAAUUCUUUGAUGAUAUUUCUGAACUAGAUAGUAUCAUUCAACGGCUUCAGUCCAUUCCUAUAGAACCUGAAUGGGAAGAAGAUGAUCUCUACUUGACUCAUCGAAAGGAUGCACUGAAAAUGAUGAGAUCAGCCGCAAACCAUUCAAGAGCUGCUCAAAAUGCUUUUCAGAGAUAUGAUCAUGCUUCUGCCAAGCAGCAUUCAGAGAAAGCAAGAGAGGACUGGUUAACAGCUGAGAAGCUAAAUGCUGAGGCGGCCAAGAAGAUCAUAGGUAUAACAAAUAAGGAUAAUGACAUAUGGAAGUUGGACCUGCAUGGUCUCCAUGCAACAGAAGCUGUUCAAGCGUUACAAGAACGUUUGCAAAAGAUUGAAGGUCACUUCACUGUGAACCGUUCAGUAUCACCAAAUAGAGGUAGGACGAAGAAUGCAGCUCUGCGAUCUGCAUCACAAGAGCCUUUUGGUAGAUUAGAUGUGGAAGGCAUGCACUGUCAAAGAACUUCUUCUAGAGAACUACGAAACUCAUUGCAGGUUGUAACAGGUAUUGGUAAACACAGUCGCGGACAUGCUUCACUUCCUCUAGCCGUGAAGACAUUCUUUGAAGAUAACAGGUAUAGGUUUGACGAGACAAGGCCAGGAGUUAUCACAGUGCGGCCUAAAUUCCGACACUGCUGAAACUUUGAUUGAUCUCAAGCUUAGCAAAUACUUUUGUGUUACUUCAUUGUUGUUGUAUCAUAUCUCCUUAAGACUUAUCAUUCUUCUUUGUAACAUAGUCAGGUUGGCCAAUUAUUUAGUGUAAAAAGGUCAACAAAACAGAAUGUAAUGUGGCAGAGCAAUGGUAUUUGUAGUGAGAUCAAAUGUAACUUAAGUGUGGCUUUUAUAUAAACAAAGAUUGAGUUUCUCA